Boleophthalmus pectinirostris (great blue-spotted mudskipper) is the source of this 693-nucleotide messenger RNA. RefSeq names its product tripartite motif-containing protein 16-like. Gene Ontology annotation, molecular function: protein binding. The record is from RefSeq and is a predicted model, not a curated record. The coding region runs from base 1 to 693 and encodes 230 amino acids. Lineage: Eukaryota; Metazoa; Chordata; Actinopteri; Gobiiformes; Gobiidae. The transcript has a single exon.
AUGGGUGCACAGUGGUACAUCAGUCUGCCCCCAGUCAUACGGAGCACAGAGUCAGAGACCAUUCACACAGGAGACCGGAGCUACUUGAGUCCAGUCCAGGUUUUAAUGGCACCAGAUGAACCCAGCACCAGAGAUGACUUCUUACAAUAUUCUACAGAAAUCACUCUGGACCCAAACACAGCUCAUACCAAACUGUCUCUGUGUGAUGGAAACAGAAGAGCAACACUUAAGAGUAAUGACCAGAGGUAUCCAGAUCAUCCAGACAGAUUCAGUGUGUGUCAGGUCUUGAGCAGAGAGAGUCUGACGGGUCGCCAUUACUGGGAGGUGGAGCUGAGUGGGGGUUGGUGGGCUCGUGUUGCAGUUUCAUACAGAGAUAUUCAGAGGAAAGGAUUCUCUAAAGAAUGUUUAUUUGGAUACAAUGAUAAAUCCUGGGCCUUAGAUUGUAAUUCCAACAACUGCUCAUUUUUAUUUAACUCAGUCCAGUCCCAAGUCUCAGAUCGGUUCACAGAUCCGCUUCGAUCCAGAAUCGGGGUUUACCUGGACCACAGUGCAGGGGUUUUGAAGUUUUACAGCAUCUCUGGAAGUACCAUGAGCCUCGUCCACAGAGUCCAGACCAGGUUCACUCAGCCUCUCUACGCUGGACUCUGGAUUUAUAAUACUGAAAGCACUGCAUGUUUCCUAAAAGUCAAAUAG